This is a messenger RNA of Purpureocillium lilacinum, 903 nucleotides long. RefSeq lists its product as uncharacterized. Gene Ontology annotation, molecular function: small ribosomal subunit rRNA binding. NCBI's taxonomy places the organism in Eukaryota, Fungi, Ascomycota, Sordariomycetes, Hypocreales, Ophiocordycipitaceae. The record is from RefSeq and is a predicted model, not a curated record. Gene Ontology annotation, cellular component: small-subunit processome; nucleolus.
AUGAGAGGCAAGCGCUCGAAGCAGUAUCGGAAGCUCAUGGAGCAAUUCUCCAUGGCUUUUGGCUUCCGCGAGCCAUAUCAGGUUCUAGUUGAUGCCGAGAUGGUGCAGGACUCGUGCAAAUUCAAGAUGGAACUCGAGCCUGCGCUGCAGCGGACAGUCCACGGAAAAGUCAAGCCCAUGAUCACACAAUGCGAGAUCAGAAAACUCUACGCGAAGAAGAACGAGCCUGGAGUCAGCGAAGCCAUAGAGGUGGCCAAGACGUGCGAAAGGCGGCGCUGCGGCCAUCACCCCGACGAAUACCCCGAGCCGCUCAGCACGCUGGAGUGCAUGCAGUCCGUCGUGGACCCCAAGGAUCAGGGCGAGAACAAGCACAGAUACGUGGUGGCCAGCCAGAGCCAGGAGGUGCGGCGCAUGCUGCGAAUUGUCCGCGGCGUGCCCCUCAUCUACAUCAAGCGCAGCGUCAUGAUCCUCGAGCCCAUGUCGGAUGAGAGCGCAGCGACCAGAGCUCGAGAGGAGAAGAGCAAGUUCAGAGCCGAGAUCAAGGCGACGUUGGGCAAGAGGAAACGAGAAGAGAAAGAUGAUAACGACAAAGAGGACGAGAAAGACUUGGGGCAAGCCAAGGCGGAGGAAAAGGCCAAGAAGAAGAAGAAGCAACGGGGUCCCAAGGGCCCGAAUCCGCUGUCGAUGAAAAAGGCGAAGAAGCCCCAAGCGACGACCGCAGGGACGGCCGGCGCGCCGCCGAGACCGAGCAAGCAACCCGAGAAUGCGCGGCCGGAGGACGAGGCCAGGACAGAUGCGCCGGCGAAGCGGAAGAGGCGGAGAAAGAACAAAGCGAGUGGCGCGGGCGACGGCGCCGACGGCGCUACUGGUGCCGACGCGGCAGACGACGGUUCGGCCGACUGA